This is a messenger RNA of Malurus melanocephalus (red-backed fairy wren), 1812 nucleotides long. It is a transcript of the gene KANSL1, whose product is annotated as KAT8 regulatory NSL complex subunit 1. Gene Ontology annotation, cellular component: NSL complex. Gene Ontology annotation, molecular function: histone acetyltransferase binding. The annotation marks the transcript as partial. The record is from RefSeq and is a predicted model, not a curated record. The transcript has 10 exons. NCBI's taxonomy places the organism in Eukaryota, Metazoa, Chordata, Aves, Passeriformes, Maluridae.
UCUUCAGCCUGGCCUGGCAGAACACGCUCAGGGAGAUGGUCAGGAAGCUGAGGAGCUGCUGCAGAAAAAGCAGCGCCUGUCGCUGGCCCCCUCGGACGGGACGUGUGUGGCCGCUCGCACCCGCCCCGUCCUGAGCUGCAAGAAGCGGCGCCUCGUUCGACCCAGCACCAUCAUGCCCCUCUCCAAAAAGGCCCACCGGAGCAGCCUGGCACGCUGCAGCUGCGACGUGAACCCCUCGUGUGCCCUGUGUGGCACCCGCAGCCCCAGCAGCCUGGAGAUCCAGUACGAUGCCCCUUUGCUGGAGCGCCUGGCGCAGCUGGAUUCCUGCAUCCAUCCUGUCCUGUCAUUCCCAGAUGAUGUGCCGACGAGCCUGCACUUCCAGAGCAUGCUGAAAUCCCAGUGGCAGAACAAACCCUACGAGAAAACUAAACCUCCCAAAAAGCUGUCGCUGAAGCACAGAGCCCCCGUGCCCCCCAGCCUGGCUGACCCCGCGCGCAAGGACCGCCACAAGCUGGUCAACUCCUUCUUCACUGCAGCCAAGCGCUCACAUCAAAAAGCCCAAGCAGACAAGGCACACAGGCCGCCUUUAGACGAUUUUUCGGCCGUGUCCAAGGCCGAGAGAGCGCCAGAGCGCUCUGCCCAGCCUCCUGCCUUUGACAAAAAGCGAUUGCGAGACUGCUCAUCUGAGAGGAGUGAAGUGUUGAAGCAUCACACGGAYGUCGGUGGCCCGAGCUACCUGUCAGCAGCUGUGACCCCCACCCCUCACAGCCCCAUAGCUCGGCAGCUCUCCACCUCCUCCGAGGGCUCCACUCCCACCAGCUCCGCGUCCCAGGGCACCUCUGGCAGUGCUCAGCCGAGGAGGAGGAGGGGCGAGAGCUCCUUUGACAUCAACAACAUCGUCAUCCCCAUGUCGGUGGCGGCCACGACGCGCGUGGAGAAGCUGCAGUACAAGGAGAUCCUCACCCCCAGCUGGCGUGAAGUUGAUAUCAGUGCUCUGAAAGCCAACCCUGAGGAGGACAAYGAGGAGAUUGAGGACCUGUCAGACUCAGCGUUCGCCGCUCGGCACGGGAAGUGUGAGGAGAUGGAGCGGGCGCGGUGGCUCUGGAGCACGAGUGUCCCCCCGCAGCGCCGGGGCAGCAGGUCCUACAGAUCGACAGACGGCCGGACAACCCCRCAGCUGGGGAACCCCUCAACUCCCCAGCCAGCAUCCCCUGAGGUGGGCAACUACCACUCCCACUUGGAGCUGUCCCACACUCACUCACCACGCAGCCCCAUCAGCCCUGAACUGCUUUGUGCCCCCCUGACCUCCCUGUCCCGGGACUCCCUGCGGCUCCUGUCCAGCGAGGACACGCGUUGCUCCACGCCCGAGGCCGGCCUGGACGAGCAGGCCGUGCAGCCCUGGGAGCGCCGCACCUUCCCGCUCUCCUACGACCCCCGGACGGAGUGCGAGGACCAAUCCGACCCCCAGGACCGGUUGUCGCGCUGCACCCGCCGCACGUCGGGCAGUAAAUCCUCCCGGGAAUGCGAUGGCACUUCGGCUUCGCCCAGCCUGGCCAGCCUCAAGAGCCGAACCCCGCUGGCCCCCCCUUCCUCCUCCUCUUCCUCCUCUUCUUCUUCCUCCUCCUCCUCCUCCUCCUCCUGCUCCGCAGUCCUGCGGCCAGCGCACAGAUAGAGACACACGGGGAGACAUGAGCAAACCAACACACAGAACUAACUCUUGGCAUUAAAGCUUCCAAAAUCUGCGUUUGAUAUUCAAACAUCCUGCCGGGAAUUUUCACAGUUUUUAGUGAAUUUAAGGAGUUUAGAAACUGU